AUGCUACCAGUGUAUCAAGUUAUCACUGGGGUGAAAGGAUUGGACAUAUCACAACCGGAAUUGAGUAGCCAGCAAAAUAAUGCUCCUGCAAACAAUCCGCCUCCAAUAACCACCUUUCCUUCUCGAGUCCCUGCUGCAUUCGCUAAGACGAACCGCACAAAACCUGUCAUGUGUUGCUCACCGCUAUUUGUUGCACAGAAUUCACCACAUGGAGGCCCGAUAUCCAAUGCUGCAUCGCCUCAUUCGUCAGCGUCCACGUCUAAGGACAUUGAUGUGGAAGUAUCGCCCCUAUCAUCUAGCCAAACUCAAGCUUAUGACCUUACCGUACGACACACUUCCCCUAUCAACUCUUAUGCAGGGAAUUCUCAUAAUGGCAAUCAACCGUCGGUAUCUUCUGGAUUUAAUGCUCCUCCUAUUCAUACUGUAAGGACAUACGGAUUCAUCGCUAUCACAAAUUUUUUCGUUAUUUGGUCUUUAUUAACUUUAGAGUAUUAA
Messenger RNA from Cooperia oncophora, 495 nucleotides. The record is from the annotation of a GenBank genome assembly. Lineage: Eukaryota; Metazoa; Nematoda; Chromadorea; Rhabditida; Trichostrongylidae.